Anarrhichthys ocellatus (wolf-eel) is the source of this 5604-nucleotide messenger RNA. It is a transcript of the gene sgsm1a, whose product is annotated as small G protein signaling modulator 1a. The transcript has 25 exons. The record is from RefSeq and is a predicted model, not a curated record. Bases 1 to 3945 code for a protein of 1314 amino acids. Gene Ontology annotation, molecular function: GTPase activator activity. NCBI's taxonomy places the organism in Eukaryota, Metazoa, Chordata, Actinopteri, Perciformes, Anarhichadidae. Gene Ontology annotation, biological process: activation of GTPase activity.
AUGGCAACAAUCAUGGCAGAGGCAGAGACCCGACAGAGGCUGCUGCGCACCGUCAAGAAGGAGGUGAAGCAGAUUAUGGAGGAAGCCGUCACCAGGAAAUUUGUUCACGAAGACAGCAGCCAUAUCGUGUCUUUUUGUGCUGCAGUGGAGGCAUGUGUUCUGCACGGGCUGAGACGGCGAGCAGCCGGCUUUCUGCGUAGCAACAAGAUAGCGGCGCUCUUCAUGAAGGUGGGAAAGAGCUUCGUCCCAGCUGAGGAGCUGUGUAGGAAGGCCCAGGAGCUGGAGCAGAUCAUCGAGACAAAACGAAGUCAAAGCUUGCAAAGUCAGGACAGCCUUCGCAAGAUGCCCCGACUGCCCGGUCUCAGCCCGCAGGGAGUCAAGAACCUGUGGAUCCGCACGGCUCUAUUUGAGAAGGUGUUGGACAAGAUUGUCCUCUACCUGGUGGAGAACAGCAGUAAAUACUACGAGAAAGAGGCUGUUCUAAUGGACCCUGUGGACGGACCUAUCCUUGCCUCUUUGUUAGUUGGACCUUGUGCUUUGGAGUACACAAAGAUGAAGACAGCCGACCACUUCUGGACAGACCCGUCUGCUGACGAGUUGGUGCAAAGACAUCGUAUCCAUGGUGGCCACUGCAGACAGGAUUCUCCCACUAAGAGGCCUGCACUGUGUAUCCAGAAGCGGCACUCCAGCAGCAGCAUGGAUGAACGCCCUUCCCCCUCGCCAUCAGCUCGUGAAUAUGUGGAGUCGCUGCAUCAAAACAGCAGAGUGACCCUCCUGUUUGGCAAAAACAACGUGCUUGUACAACCGAGGGACGACAUGGAGGCUAUCCCAGGUUACCUCUCUCUGCACCAGAAUGCUGACCUCAUGACCCUGAAGUGGACACCCAACCAGCUCAUGAACGGCUCUGUUGCAGACUUGGACUACGAACACAGUGUAUACUGGGAUUAUGCCAUGACCAUCCCUCUGGGGGAGAUAGUUUACUUACACUGUCAUCAACAAGUUGACAGCGGGGGGACGGUGGUGCUGGUCAGUCAGGAUGGGAUACAGAGACCUCCACUUCGCUUCCCCAGAGGAGGCCACUUGCUCCAGUUCCUCUCCUGCCUGGAGAACGGCCUGCUUCCCCACGGCCAGCUGGACCCUCCACUCUGGUCCCAGAGGGGAAAGGGGAAGGUGUUUCCCAAGCUGCGUAACAGGGUUCCUCAGGGAUCUGGAUCCUCAGACUCGGUCUCGGAUAAGGAGGACGAGGCCACAGACUAUGUCUUCCGCAUCCUCUUUCCAAACAGCCAGUCAGAGUUUGUGACUCCUCCAGACUUGAUGGAUCAGGGAGCUACAAUGUGGAAUCCCACUCUCAGGAAGUCCUCGUGUUCCUCUUGUUCUCAGGGGAGCUUCUCUGAUGGGGCGACGCCCAAGGGGUGCAACCAUGAGAGGGCUCCUCUGAAGCUGCUGUGCGACAACAUGAAGAAUCAGAUCAUCUCUCGGGCGUUUUAUGGCUGGUUGGCAUACUGCCGUCACCUGUCCACCGUGCGUACACACCUCUCUGCUCUCGUCAAUCACACCAUUGUGGCGCCCGAGGUGCCGUGCGAUGCCUACAAAGGGCUCACUACGGAUGUGUGGCAGACCUUCCUCCAGGACUGCACAGCAUACGAUGAGAAGGAGCUCCUUCGUCUGGUCUACUUCGGUGGUGUGGACGCCUCGCUGCGUAAAGAGGUGUGGCCUUUUCUGCUGGGUCAUUACCAGUUUGGAAUGUCAGAAGCUGAGAGGAAAGAGGUGGACGAACAGGUCCGAGUGUGCUACCAGCAGACCAUGCGUGAGUGGCUCUGCUGUGAGGAGAUUGUCCGCCAGCGGGAGAAGGAGCAGCACGCUGCUGCAUUAGCAAAGUGCUCCUCAGUAGUGAGCAUGGACAGCUCCAGUCAGAAGAUGAUCCACCACAACUCCACUGUCAGCAAUGAGUCCCCCCAGAGCUCAGACGGGCAGAGUCUGGCUCGCCUGCAGAGUGACACCAGCAGCAGCACACAGUUCUUCACAUCCUCCCAUCCCUUCCCCUGGAGUAGCCUGCUUCCCUUUGGCUUGUUCUUUCAGGUGUUUGAGUCCGUUGAGGAGGUUGAUCAGAUCGAGACGGAGCCGAAGAGCGAGGAGGCCAAACAGGUGCCAAAGAUACCCAAUGGAGCUCUGCAGAAUGGGAUAAACUCUCCCGACUCCGGUCAUCCCUCCUCCCGCAACUUCUCAGUCACUUCCGGCCUGUCGGAAGGCUCACUCAGCACAGAGGACAGCACUGUACCUGAUACAAUCCCGAGAUCUGCAGCUGUUCCUCAGGCACCACAGAGCCCAGUCAAACCUGCAGGGGUAGAAAGUGAAUGUCCGACAGAUGAGCUGGACAGCCAGGUGAGAUGUAAAGGGAAGAACAAAGAGGAGGAGGAGAAAGCACCUGAUGUGACCAAAUCUGCAGAAAAUACCAAGCCUGAGGAGCUGGUGAAGGCCAACAAAGACACAAGUCUGCAACCCAAAACACAAGAAACUGUUGAGGAGUCUGGAGCCAUUCAAACAGAGGGGCCCAAGUGUGAAAAUAAAGAUGCACUGGCAGACAUUACAGGAGUUACAUCUGUAGAGUCGGGGGAAACAGAAAAAGAAGUGCCUGAUGAGGAUACUAUGAUGGUGUCAGCAGCUGAUACGGGAUCAAAAGGAGAACUUGUUGAGCAAAGUCUUAAAAAAGCAGCAGAAGUGAGUAUUGAAGAAACUUCAAAGUGUAAGAAAUCUGCAGAAACAAAUGUAGAAAAGAUGAAUGAAACGGACGGAUCAAAGUUGUGUGUAAGUAAACCACAAGACGUUUUAUUGGCAGAUUGGAGAGAAAAUAUAUCCAUUGAUCACAAGACUCCUGAAGUUGAAAAGAACCUAGUUUUCUCAGCCGACACCGAGGUCUCGAGACCAAGAGGGGCCUACUUUGCCUCCCAGACAGACGAAGCUCAGGUUAUGACUGAAUCCGAUGAGUCUCCCUCAGCCAUAGAGAUGGAGGAGAUCCCAAUAGGCAAAGUUUCCAUGAUUCCUUUGAGCAGAAAGGGACGCUGUAAAGCAACGUCUUUCUCUGAGGACUCGGCCCCCCACAUAGCGCUCAGUCAGGAGGACGAGCAGGUAAAGCACAGUGCAGACAGCGCAAAGCCCAUCCUGUGUUUGGAGCCAGAGAUGGAGAGCCUUUACCCCAACUUUGACUGUCUGGCCGAGUCUGGAGACACCAAGAAUGACGCCACCUCUCAAGAAUCUGCUGGGAGUACCUUCUCUCAAGAGCUUUUGGACUUGUAUACAUUAAAUCUACACCGCAUUGAAAAGGAUGUCCAGCGCUGUGACCGAAACUAUUGGUACUUCACUCCUGCCAACCUGGAGAAACUGCGCAACAUCAUGUGCAGCUAUAUCUGGAGGCACCUUGACAUCGGUUACGUACAGGGCAUGUGUGAUCUGCUGGCUCCACUUCUAGUCAUUCUGGAUGAUGAGGCCAUGGCCUUCAGCUGUUUCACUGAGCUCAUGAAGAGAAUGAAUCAAAACUUUCCACACGGAGGCGCUAUGGAUACUCACUUCGCCAACAUGCGCUCUCUAAUCCAGAUCCUGGAUUCUGAGCAGUUUGAGCUAAUGCACCAGAACGGAGACUACACCCACUUCUACUUCUGCUACCGCUGGUUUCUCCUCGACUUCAAGCGAGAGCUGGUGUACGAUGACGUGUUUGCAGUGUGGGAAACGAUCUGGGCAGCCAAGUGUGUCUCUUCUAGUCACUUUGUCCUCUUCAUUGCCCUGGCGCUGGUGGAGAUCUACAGGGACAUAAUCCUGGAGAACAACAUGGACUUUACUGACAUCAUUAAGUUCUUCAAUGAAAUGGCUGAGCACCACAACAUAAAGAAGAUUUUGACCAUGGCCAGAGAUCUGGUGUGCAAGGUGCAAAUUCUUAUAGAGAACAAGUGAUUGUGCUCUUUGUCUCCUUCUUCCUUCCAAGUAAAGUGUGACCGGCUGUAGCAGCACAAGAUUCAAAUACAUCUGAGCACACAUGCUCUCUCUCUCUCACACACACACACACACACAGACACACACACACACACAUACUAUACAAUGCCUUUUCAACCACCGUUUGUUGCUAUGAGCCUUAUUCACUGUAUCUACAAUGUUGUUUGUGUUGUCAACAGAGGUAUGAGAAUAGUAUGCUUCAUAUUUGUCAGUAUGUUAAAGUGAAAAAAAAAUGUAUCUGAAAAAGCUUUUCUUUAUUUUCUAAAUACAUCUGCCAGAAGUUCCUUAUGUGUCGAUCUUAAUCCGAGUGCACUUAACAUUUUGAUAUAAUAAUGGUCUUAGUUGCACAUUUCAAUCCAAAUUAUAUGCCAGAAUUUCACCAGAGACUAUAUUUAUGCAAAGAAUACAUUGUGAUGAUAGUUUAUAAUAAUUAUUUCAAUGGUCAAGUCUACAAGAUCAUACUUUGAAUAUAUCAGAAAGUUAUCCCCUUAUUCCCAUCGCUUAAUGAAGGACAGAAUGUCAGCAGACUUUUCAUUUUGCUUAAGUGCAACACCCAAAAAUUAAAUGACUUUCUACUGAUGACAGAACUCUGGCUUGUACUUCAAAAUGUAACUUAAACUACAUUUCUGUUUCACAAACUACAUUAAGAAUAAUUUAGGGUUUAGCACCAUGUCAGUGAUUUAGCAUCCAACAGUGUUUAAAAUGUUUUAAUUGAACUGCCUCGUCUGCCAAAUAUUGUCUUUAUUUGUUAUGUGUGAAUUGUACUGUACUGAGAGAUAGAUGUGUUUAACUUAUGAGGUUUAUAAUAUGUAAAAUCCUAACCUAAUAUUUAAGUGACCUACGGAUGUCUGUGCGGAGAUUUAAGCCUGAUUUGAUAGUCUCUUAAAAUAUGUUUCCUUAUCCAGUGAACCUCUAGAUAUUUUGUAAAUUGUGCAGUUUACUCACCUUGUCUUGUAUUGUCUGGCGCCUUUUUGUUGAAUUAAAUGUUAAUUUCAGCUUGAAUGUGACUAUGAAUUUGGAAGAUCAGAUGAGACGCUGAAAACCAAAUGAAACGUUUUUUGGCGCCACGUUGAUGAGAUUCUUUAGUGUGAGAGUGACUUAGACAGAGAGAUGAGAAUGAAAGGUACAGAUGACGUUAUGAAGGAAACUGUAUUGAUGUUUUAGCAGAUUUGGGGCUCGUGACGAUAUUUAUUAUAUAUGCUUUCAACCCCUAAAUUGAUACUAAUGUCGGCCCUGAGUUACCCACAUCCGUGCUCGUCGUUCAUAGCCUAAAACGUCACUCAGUUGGUCUUCAAGUAUUGUUUAGUGAAUGUGGUGAGAUGAAUUGCUUUUAAUAUUGUUGUUUCUGUGGAUGCUUACUGCUGUCAGAAAACACAUUUUUUAAGUAUAUUGUAACAUUUAUUUAGCAAGUAUUUUUUUAAUUUUUUCAUUCAUUUUCUCAUUCAGAUGCUGCUUUGUUUGUGAAGCUGAUCUUUUUAUUUUGUGGCCAGUUCUAAAUGUGUAUUGUAAAACAGUCAAAUUAUAUACUAAGAGUUCAUAUAUAGUAUAUAUUAAAUGGUAUAUGUUUUUAUAAUAAAACAAUAAAAAUGGAAUCAUCAUUAUUUUUCCAAACAUUGCGUA